UUGAUGUGUUAUUACUACGAUACGACAAACUAACUUCAGGUUUAGAUAACCGGUAGGCGCUCGAUGCGUCCGUAGGCUGUUUUGUUACGUUCGCAAUCAUAAUGGGUUCUACUAAAACUUUUGGCGCGUAUAUUUUAAAACCUAGUUUUCGUAUUUUGAGCUUGUUAGCACCUGUUAUUAGACGGAAUUAUUCAUCUAAACCGGCGGGUUUACUCAGCGAUGUUAACGUGUUAGAUCUUACGCGGGUAAUCGCCGGCCCAUUUUGCACUAUGACUCUAGGCGAUUUGGGUGCGAACGUAAUUAAAGUUGAGAGCUUAGAUGGUGAUGAAGCAAGGAAGUGGGGACCACCUUUUUUAAAAGGAAACAAGGAUUCCUUUUACUUUAUGGCUGUUAAUAGAAAUAAGAAAAGUAUUUGUGUUAAUUUCAAAUCUAAUGAGGGUAAAAACUUAAUGUAUGACUUGGCUAGGAAAUGUGAUGUAUUGGUGGAGAACUUUGUGCCUGGCAAGUUGGACCAGUUGGCUGUGGGCUAUGACAACUUGAGCAAAGUAAAUCCCAAGCUAAUAUACUGCGCAAUCACUGGUUUUGGUUCUACCGGGCCUUAUGCUAAGAAACCUGGAUAUGAUGUGAUAGCAGCUGCAAUGGGUGGACUACUUAAUACAACCGGAGAAAAGAAUGGUAACCCAGUGAAGCCUGGUGUUGCCAUCACUGAUAUCACAACUGGCUUGCAUGCAUUCGGAGCUAUAAUGACUGCUUUGUAUUAUCGGAAAAACACAGGCAAAGGACAAAAGAUUGAUUGUAAUCUGCUAUCAACACAAAUAUCAAGUAUGAUUAAUGUAGCUAACAUUUAUUUGAAUUGUGGGAUUGAGCCCAAACGUUGGGGAACAGCUCAUGCUAACAUCGUACCUUAUCAAGCAUUUAAAACCAAAGAUGGCGAAAUUGUUAUAGGAACUGGAUCUAAUGCGCAAUUUGCACAUCUCUGUAAACUUAUUAAUAAGGAAGAUUUAAUUAAUGAUGAGAGGUUUAUAGAUAAUUCUGUCCGAGUAAUCAAUAGAGAUGAAUUAAUUAAAAUUAUCAGCGAUGUUAUUGUUACGAAAACGAAGAAAGAAUGGGCGGUGAUAUUCAAAAAUGCAUCAUUCCCCAACGGACCAGUGAAUACUAUGAAGGAUGUGUUUGAAGAUGAGCAUGUGAAAGCUAUAGAGCUGGUGAAAGAACUACCUCAUCCAGAUGCAGGGUCUGUGAAGCUAGUUGGACCCCCAACUGUGUAUAGUGCGGGGGGCAACUGCGCUCGGACUGCACCCCCAAUUUUAGGACAACAUACAAGGGAUGUUUUAGCAAAUUUUCUCGGAUACCAUGAAGCUAAAAUUAAUGCUCUCUUUGAAGGAAAGGUCAUCAGAUAAAUUUUAUAAUCAUAUUUAUUUGAGAUAGCAAGAAGAUAAAUAUGACAUAUCUCUCUGAAGAGCAGAGUAAAUACUUGUAAUAAAUUUUUUUAUCAA
Molecule: messenger RNA, 1493 nt
Organism: Papilio polytes (common Mormon)
Lineage: Eukaryota; Metazoa; Arthropoda; Insecta; Lepidoptera; Papilionidae
Product: succinate--hydroxymethylglutarate CoA-transferase
Exons: 3
Coding region: 102-1397 (431 amino acids)
Molecular function (GO): catalytic activity
Source: RefSeq, a predicted model, not a curated record